AUGGCUCAACCCGCCAGCCUCAUUGGUGACGGUGGCGAUCCGCGCCUUCACGAGAAGGAGCGUGAUAUUGCCGAUGCUGUGGAAGCACGCGGAGGAAUCCGUCCCCAGCACCGUCCCAUCCACGAUACUUCCGUCUCGUUCGAGGAGUACAACUACUAUGCCCAGCUGGCUCGUGCCGAGGAGGAUACCUAUGUCGACCAUGACCAGGAGCGCGGUUGGAUCUCCCUUAUCUUCCCCUCCAAGUCCGACUCUGGUGUCCAGGUCAGUACUGAGCAGAAGGACCCCGCCGCCAACAAUUCCACGGCGACUGCCAACGUCUCCGAUGACGAGUGGACCAACGCCUCUCGUGCCCUUCGUACUGCCACUCGCGGUGCCAUUUUCUACCUGAUUACAACUGAUAUUCUGGGUCCUUUCGGUCUUCCAUAUGCCUUUGGAAGUAUGGGCUGGGGUCCUGGUGUUGCCCUUUUCACCGUCUUCGCUGCUCUGGCCAUUUACUCCGGCUACCUGCUCUGGGUCUGCUUUAUGGGUCUCGACUCCUUCCAGUUCCCCAUUCGCCAUUUUGGAGAUCUCGGUUUCCGUCUUUAUGGUCCAUGGAUGCGCUACUUGUGUAACAUCUUGCAGAGCAUUCAGCUGAUUCUCAAUGUUGGUUUGAUUGUCAUCUCCAACGGAGAAGCCCUGUCCGAAGUUUCAAAGUACAAGCUCUGCUUCAUUGUUUGCUGCUUGAUCUGGGCCAUUGUCGGCUUCAUCGUCGGUCAGAUUCGUACCUUGCAGAAAUUCGGCUGGAUCGCCAAUGCUGCUGUCUGGAUAAACUUGAUCUGCAUGUUCAUCAGUAUGGGUGGUGCUGCCCACAGCCCGCCUAACUACCAGGCCAUUGGCUCAUCCGCUGGUAUUUCCAUUAACGGCGGUGCUCUUGUCACUCCCAACGCUGAAGGAGUCUAUCCACCUGUCACUACUUCUGGCGGUCUUCCCAACACCGGUGGCUUUGCUAGCUCUAUUAGCGGGGCCAUGAACGCUGUCUUCUCUUACGGUGGUGCUAUGGUUUUCCCCGAGUUCAUGGCCGAGAUGAAACGACCCAAAGACUUCUUGACUGGCAUGUGGGCUGCUCAGGCCUUCAUCUACUUCUGGUACAUGUUCUACGGUCUGUUCAUGUACGGAUACCAGGGACAGUACGUUGUCAACCCUAGUUACUUGGGUGUUGGUGGAUAUGCCAUUCAGACUGCCGGUAAUGUUUUCGCCAUGGUGAGCGCUGUCAUUGCUGCUGCUUUGUAUGGAAACAUUGGUGUCAAGGUGCUCUACAACAGCAUCUUCGUCGAGUUUCUCCGCUUCCCUCCUCUCACCACCAAGCGCGGAAAGAUCUCCUGGGUCGCUAUCAUCCCAAUUUAUUGGGCUGUUGCCUUUGUCAUUGCUGCUGCCAUUCCCAACUUCUCUGGCCUGACAUCCGUUGUUGCCUCGUUCUGUAUUCUGCACUUCACCUACACUUUCCCACCAUUCCUUGCUACCGCAUUCUGGAUCAAGAAGUUUGCCAUGCAGGAGGGUGAAGGCUUCCAGCCGGAAACCGGAGAAACCAUUCGCAAAGACUCCGGCUUCAAACGCUUUGUCCGAGGCCUCUUCUUCCCCGGCUGGGCUACCAACAAAUAUUUCUACAUGAGCAUCUUCAACAUCUUUUACUGUCUUGGUGCUUUGGCUCUCGCUGGGUUAGGUGCUUACUCGUCUAUUGAGACAUUGAAAGCGGCAUACGCCUCAAGUGUCACUACUUCGUUCACAUGCAAGAGCCCCGUGGGUUAG
Talaromyces atroroseus is the source of this 1785-nucleotide messenger RNA. RefSeq lists its product as hypothetical. The record is from RefSeq and is a predicted model, not a curated record. Gene Ontology annotation, molecular function: amino acid transmembrane transporter activity. The transcript has 2 exons. The coding region runs from base 1 to 1785 and encodes 594 amino acids. Gene Ontology annotation, cellular component: vacuolar membrane. Gene Ontology annotation, biological process: amino acid transmembrane transport. Lineage: Eukaryota; Fungi; Ascomycota; Eurotiomycetes; Eurotiales; Trichocomaceae.